CUCCGUCGCCGGGACGUGGGAAUUUCCUCAAGUUUACCGCUGAAAAAUCACUUUCACGCAUCCAAACAGUGCAUCAGCGCCUUCACAAGACUCCAAGGAAGGAAAUCAGGCAGUCCAGGAAUCAUGGCGUGCCCCAUCGGUCCGGAGGAGAUCAAGAAGCUGAAGAUGUUUGUGGGCUUCUGCUCGCAGAAUCCCGCCAUCCUCAAUAUCCCCCAGCUCAGCUUCUUCAAGGAGUUCAUCGUGAAGAUGGGCGGCAGCGUGCCCGAAGCGGCGCCCAGCUUUGAGCAGCCGCAAGCGAGCAAGCCAGCCGCCGCCGCUCCGCCGGAGAACCCACCGCCGGAGGAGGAAGAGGCAGCGGCGACGGCGCAGCAGGAGGAGAGCGAGCCAGAGUCCGAUGUGGAGCUGGACCGCGAGGGCUGCGUGGAUCCGGACACGGACGAUCCGCAGGAGAUGGGCGACGCCGGCAAGGAGCCCACAGAUGAUGACAUGGACAGGGCGAGCGACUGCCGGGCGCAGGCCGCGGCGGCGUAUUCCGAGCAGAAGUACGACGAGGCGAUCGAUCUGUACACGCAGGCCAUCCUCCUGAAUCCCGGCAAUGCGCUGUUCUACGCCAAGCGCGGCCAGGCCUUCCUGAAGCUCGUCAAGCCCAAUGCAUGCAUCCGCGACUGCGACAGGGCGCUGCAGCUGAACUGCGACUCCGCCGCGGCGUACAAAUUCCGCGGCAGGGCCAACAGAUUGCUGGGCAACUGGGAGGAGGCGGCCAGAGAUCUGCGGCAGGCGUGCAAGAUUGACUACGACGAGGAGGCGGACGAGUGGCUGCGCGAAGUGACGCCCAAUGCGAAGAAGCUGGAGCAGCAUCGCGUGAAGCAGCAGCGCAAGAAGGCGGAGAAGGAGCUGAAGGCGCGCCAGGAGCGCGUCCGCAAGGCGCAGGAGGCCAACAGACGCGCGGCGGAGGAGAACAAGGGCAAGAAUGACGAUGGAGAUGGUUAUCCGGGUGGUGGAGGCUUCAAUUUCGCCGAUAACGACCUGUUCUCGGCAUUCAAGGACCCCGAAGUGGCGGCUGCGCUGCAGGACAUCAUGACCAAUCCGGCGAACAUCAUCAAGUAUCAAAACAACCCGAAGAUCGUGCAGCUGCUGGAGAAGCUGGGCGCCGCCGGCGGCGGAAUGCCGGGCUUCAUGGGCGGCAUGGGGGGCAUGGGAGGAGGUGGCUUCCCGGGUGGAUUCCCCGGCGCUGGGGGCGCUCCGCCGAGUGGCGAAGCGCCGAAACCGCCGCCCAAGACAGACCUCAACGAUGAUGGAUUGGAUUAAGAGUUGCGCCGCAGGGAGAGAUCUUUUGUAGCUUUGUUCCAAGUCAAGAAGUUUUUUACACUCACAUCUCCCCAAAAUAUUGUAAAUUAGACUGUAAGGAGGGUUCUAUAUGUUGAUAAUUCACAGGAUAAUGUAUAGCCAAAGCAUUGAUAAGGGAUGCUUUUAUCGAUUUUCUCGUGCUACAUUUGUCACUGUAUGGAAUAACAUUGAAUUAAACUUCUCCGACGCCCCAUCUCGCCGCGAUGCCUCGCGAGGGGGGCGCAUUGAAAUCAAA
Phlebotomus argentipes is the source of this 1582-nucleotide messenger RNA. Its product is annotated as hsc70-interacting protein 1-like. The record is from RefSeq and is a predicted model, not a curated record. The transcript has 3 exons. Gene Ontology annotation, molecular function: protein dimerization activity; Hsp70 protein binding. The coding region runs from base 124 to 1308 and encodes 394 amino acids. Lineage: Eukaryota; Metazoa; Arthropoda; Insecta; Diptera; Psychodidae.